Anisakis simplex (herring worm) is the source of this 1074-nucleotide messenger RNA. NCBI's taxonomy places the organism in Eukaryota, Metazoa, Nematoda, Chromadorea, Rhabditida, Anisakidae. The record is from the annotation of a GenBank genome assembly.
AUGCCCGCAUCAAGUUGCAAUUUGGAUGAAGAAGAAUACUUUCAUGGAUUACUUCCGAGAGAAGAUCUACCCUAUCUUUUGGUACAUACAGGCGAUUUCUUGGUUAGAGUCAGUGAGCCGAGAGCUGGUUCACCGAGGCAAAUAAUCAUAUCGGUGGUUAACGAUGAAACACUAGAGAAUAAGAUGAGGCACAUCGUCGUGCAACAAGCACCCAAUGGUAAAUUUCUGACUGAUGCAAGAAAGUCAUUCGAUUCGGUACCUGAACUUGUCGAAUAUUAUCGAAGUAACAAGGAGCCCGUCAUCGCAAAACACGAAGAUGUGGAUCUUGAGAAGAAACUCGGUGAGGGUGCAUUCGGUGAAGUGCAUUCGGGAAAAUAUAAACUGCCGUCCGGAAGGGUUGUGGAUGUUGCUGUUAAACUGGCGAAAACAACGGAGAUGUCCAAAGAAAAAAUCAAAGAAAUGAUGAAAGAAGCACGAUUGAUGCGGAAUUACGAUCAUCCGAAUAUUGUACGAAUGUACGGCGUUGCCGUUGAACAUGAACCUCUUUUGAUCGUUAUGGAAUUAGUAGAAGGUGGAGCGUUAGAUGAGUAUUUAAAAAAGAAUCAAGUAGAUGCAAAAACGAAACUUGAAAAAAUGGUUGUCGGUUCAGCAUGGGGAUUGGAAUAUUUACAUUGGAAGAAUUGCAUACAUCGUGAUAUCGCUGCUAGAAAUUGUCUUUUUUCCAACAAUGGUGUGGUAAAAAUCUCGGAUUUUGGUUUAUCACGAGAAGGUGAUCAAUAUCAUAUGACGAAAGUGAGACGCGUUCCAAUUCGGUGGUUGGCACCGGAAACGAUCCAAUAUUUGGUGUAUACAGCACGUACGGAUGUGUGGAGUUACGGGAUAAUGACCUGGGAGAUAUAUGCGGAUGCGAAGGAGCCUUAUCAGGGGAUGACGAAUGCCGAGGUCAAAGAAAAGGUGAUGAAGGGUUACACAAUGUCGAUGCCUGCAUGUACACAAAAAGAAGUCGCUGAUACUGUCAUUGAAAUGUGUUGGGCACAAAAACCCGAGAACAGAGCAACGAUGUUCGAGGUUUGA